This is a messenger RNA of Trypanosoma cruzi, 2271 nucleotides long. RefSeq lists its product as uncharacterized. Gene Ontology annotation, biological process: dephosphorylation. Gene Ontology annotation, molecular function: phosphatase activity. The coding region runs from base 1 to 2271 and encodes 756 amino acids. The transcript has a single exon. The record is from RefSeq and is a predicted model, not a curated record. NCBI's taxonomy places the organism in Eukaryota, Euglenozoa, Kinetoplastea, Trypanosomatida, Trypanosomatidae.
AUGACAGAACUCUACACCACACCGGAGGCAGCAGCAGGGGAGGGGAGGUUGGGACUUUUCUCAGCUGCCACGCCUGGAAGGAUGAGGUCUGGGGUGCAUGAUUCAUCCGCGCUUCCCGAGACGAAGACGAUUGGCGCAUCGGUCUCAUCGUUUCAAGAGCCUCAUGGAGCUGCAUGUGGUGGCACGGACACAAGCCACGAACGCCCCCUGUGGAUUGACGAGGAGGAUGUUGCAUUUUUUUUCGCUGCCAUGACAUGGAACGUUGAACUCCUCGAGGUAUUACUAUCCAGGGCUGAAAAUCCGCUUCUCAGUGACGUUGCCUAUGGCGGUUCUUACGACUGUCAGCAGCAGCAACGGGCGACACGUGUGCCGGAGGAGGAAAAUGUGACCACACUUGCCAGAGCAGCGUUUCCCACGCUUGAAGAGGCUCUUUUGACGGCCUCCGCAGCAAUGAGAACGACGCCGAGAGGCAAAAGCCGCCUUCCUGGCGGUAAUCACAGCCGUCGGAGCAAGCGGCGAAGGAUUGGACGUGGUCGCACAACGCAGCUGACUAUUUACUCUACCUUUUUGUACGAAGCCCGGGUGGAGGUGGAUUAUGAGGACGAAGUGGAGGAUGAAAAAGAGGAAGUGGCGUGGGAGAGCAAAAAGUACAAUAAGAGUGGCAGAGGAAAGUUGCACUUCACCACACAGGCGCCAUACAAAUGUGGCGCAAUCGGAAUGAAGAAAGAAAAAUACGGUGCGUACUCGACAGAAGAAGAAGAGUUCUACCAGAGUGACGUGCCGCAGCGCUGUCUUGAAGCACACGAUAACUUUCUUGCCGCUGCCAUUUCCGAAACCACGGCCAACAAUGUCACCGUACCCGCUGGACCUGUUUUUCAGGGAACAAUAUUGCAGAGGGAGGAUGAGAAGGGGAAGGAGAAAACACAGCAGUCUCCCCCUUGUCCUCCGGUCACUAUACGUGACUUUUUUCGGUUAUUUUUUCAAAGCUUCCUUAUUGUUGUGGUUGCAAAGUUGCGGUAUCAAGAAGAGCCUGCUUCCAGUAACCGCCGACCGAAUCCACUUUCUCCAUUGGAAUUUCGUGCGCUUUGCUUUGUGCGUCGUUAUCGUGUAGUCUUUAAAGAAAUUUUGCGUCGACAUGUUAUGGGAAGCGAGAAGGAAGUGGAGCGGCGCGCAACACAGUCACUUCUUGUUGAUGCAUUCCAAUGUGACGAAGCGAGGGACGGGAACUGGGGGGCUGGGUGGAAACCGUCAUAUUCCCAGGUAUACAUUUCGGGGAGGGAACCGGUGUAUCAGCCUCUACUUCUUGACUUCCUAAACAUAACACGAGUGGUACAAUGUUAUGCGAAUCCGCCUCAGAGUGAUGUCAAUGAUUUCCGGGGCAUUGGGAAGAGCAAGGAUAUGGCUUUAAAUAAGCUAUAUUGCUGGCGUCGACUACUAUUGGAGGGGGCUGAUAUGAGCCAGGGCAAUGUGCAAAACGUGAAGAGGGCAGGUUCACUUUUUCUCUGCAGUGAAGAACAGGAAGUGGCCUACGAGCUCUUGAGGAAGUGUCUUUCACCUCUGGCCUGGGAACCGUAUAGAACCUUUGGUCCGUACAUGAUUUACACCGCGGAGCUUCCGUGCUCAAGUCGAUUGAUUGCUAAGCUGGUUAUUCCCGCCGAAGAUCAGGAAUCGUAUGAUCUUUCUCAACAUUUUCAGGAGGGUGUCUUUUGUUUUCUGCACGGCAUCCCAUUCUUUCCGUUCGACGCGGCACGUAGUGGACCUCAAAAUGAGCCGUCCCUCCUGUCCCGGUGCUGUUCCCUCGUGCAUUGCUCAGCUGGGAUGCACCGCUCCAGCGGUCUGGCAAUUGCGUAUUUACUAUGGCUUGUGGCAUUGUCAUGCGGUGAACUUCCGGUUGUGCGGAACUCCGUGGAUUUAUUGGUGGAGAAGAAUGAAGAGGGACAAGGGCGGCAGUAUCAAACCAUUGCUUCAUAUCUUUCUGUCUUUCUUGGGAAUCGGGGGAAGCGUCCAAACACUACCGAGACCAUGGCCGCAGAUGUGACGGCAACAUCGACAUCUUUACCAUUACCAGCAGCCGCAGGAGAUGUAUGGACGGAUGCAGAGGGAAGUCACGUGGAGAAACACGGGAAUGAGAUCGACUCUAUGGUAAACAACACCACAUCGAUUCUCGAGCUAUGUGUGGAGCACGUGCGCCGGCAGCGUUCCAUGGCAGUUCCCAUUUCCGCCGUGCGAGAACUUCUUCGACGUUAUGCAUGCUGUCUAAAUCUUCAGUGA